AUGCGCGGCGCUUCGCUGCGGCCGCCAAUGGGCGUCCUGCGGUCACGGGCAGCAGCGACGUCUCCUGCAUCACACUCCAUCUGCCGGCAAUGCAUCGUCGGCAUCGUCGGCACCGUCGCCCGCCGGCGGACCAUCCAGAUCAGCUCGACACCGGCGACCGAGUUCCCGCGGCCGACGAGCGGCGAUGCGUUUUCUGGUAGCGACAAUGACGGCCACGGCGGACCGGGCGGCCGGGACGCGGCGGACGCGCGCUUCGAGGUGCUGGGGUCGCCGUACUCGCUGCUGUCGGUGUCGCUGUCGGCGUCGCAGAACCUGUACACGCGGCGCGGCACGCUGGUGUCGGUCGCCGGCAAGCUGGACAAUGCGCAGUCGACGCUGUCGGUGCUGGCGCCCGUCCGGCGCGCGCUGCUCGGCAUCCCCUUCCUCUACCAGCGCGUCUCGUCGACGACGCCGCUGACGCUGCUGAUUGGCACCAAGGCGGCCACCACGACGCUCUUCACGCUGCACCUCGACGGCACGACCGACUGGGUCGUCGCGCAGCGCAAUGCGCUGCUGGCGUGGACGGGCCACACGCUGCAGGUGACGCCGCAGCGCGGCGCGGGCACGGCGCGCCUCGGCCUCGCGCACUGGGGCACGUCCUUUGUGACGGGCCGCGGCCUCGUGGCGCUGUCGGCGCCGGGCUACAUCUACCCGGUGACGCUGGGCGCGGGCGAGGAGCUGGCGGUGCACCCGAGCCACGUGGUGGCGUACGCGGUCGGCAAGCAGGGCGCGCCCCAGCCCUUCAGGCUGCGGUCGGCGCAGGGCGUGCUGGCGGGCGCGGCCGCGUCGGCCGCGUCGGCGGUGUCGUCGGCGGCGGCCUCGACGGCCCAGAUCACCUCGAGGGCCGUGCGCGGCCUGCGGUUCCAGGUGCCCCAGGCGACGUCGCCCCCAGGGAGAGCGACCGAUGUCGCCACCGCGACGGACAACGGCAUUGCGGCGCGUCUCGGCCGCUUCUGGUCGGUCAUGCAGACGACGGCGACGUACCGGCUCGUGGCGCGCGCCCUCUUUGACGCGCGCACGGUGCUGCGCCGCGCGAUCUGGGGCGACCGGCUGUUUGUGCACGUCCGCGGGCCGGCCACGCUGCUGCUGUCGAGCCGCGGCGUGCGCGUGGGCGAGGUGCUGACGCGCGACAACGUCAACGAGAUUGCCGACGCGGACGCCGGGGCGGUGGCCGAGGCCGUCGACAAGGCGACGAAGCCGGCGGGCGAGCGUGAGCGUGCGGAGGCGGGCACGGCCACGUCCACAGACGCGUCGACGACGGCCAUCCACGUGGCCGAGGUCACGGCCAGCGGCAAGGUGGCGUUUACCGACGCCAAGGACUUGAAGGAGUUUGUCCGUUGA
This is a messenger RNA of Sporothrix brasiliensis 5110, 1380 nucleotides long. RefSeq names its product mitochondrial protein. Gene Ontology annotation, biological process: inner mitochondrial membrane organization. The transcript has a single exon. Gene Ontology annotation, cellular component: mitochondrial inner membrane. Lineage: Eukaryota; Fungi; Ascomycota; Sordariomycetes; Ophiostomatales; Ophiostomataceae. The coding region runs from base 1 to 1380 and encodes 459 amino acids. The record is from RefSeq and is a predicted model, not a curated record.